Messenger RNA from Kogia breviceps (pygmy sperm whale), 4377 nucleotides. NCBI's taxonomy places the organism in Eukaryota, Metazoa, Chordata, Mammalia, Artiodactyla, Physeteridae. The record is from RefSeq and is a predicted model, not a curated record.
CGCGCGCUAAGCUUCGGGGCCGAGCUAACAUCUUGGGUUUUCUCUUAUUUCUCCUUGGUUUUUGACUUUCUCCGGUCGCUGUUGUCUCCGAUUUUCGAUAUGCCGUCUUCUUUGCUGGGCUCGGCAAUGCCGGCCUCCACGUCGGCCGCAGCCCUGCAGGAAGCUUUGGAAAAUGCGGGGCGGCUCAUCGACCGUCAGUUGCAAGAAGACCGCAUGUACCCGGACCUUUCCGAUCUGCUCAUGGUGUCUGCCCCAAAUAAUCCCACUGUUUCUGGCAUGUCAGAUAUGGAUUAUCCUCUACAAGGACCUGGUUUGCUGUCGGUACCCAACCUGCCAGAGAUCAGUUCCAUUCGAAGAGUUCCUCUCCCACCUGAACUUGUUGAACAGUUUGGACAUAUGCAGUGUAACUGCAUGAUGGGCGUGUUCCCUCCUAUCAGUAGAGCUUGGCUCACAAUCGACAGUGACAUAUUCAUGUGGAACUACGAAGAUGGAGGAGACCUUGCCUAUUUUGAUGGACUUAGUGAGACUAUUCUUGCUGUGGGGCUUGUGAAACCAAAAGCUGGCAUCUUUCAACCUCAUGUACGACAUCUUCUGGUUUUGGCAACCCCUGUGGAUGUAGUGAUUCUUGGACUCAGUUAUACUAAUUUGCAAACUGGUUCUGGAGUUCUCAAUGACAGUAUGUGUGGUGGAAUGCAGUUACUUCCAGAUCCUUUAUAUUCUCUUCCUACUGAUAAUACUUACCUUUUAACAAUAACUUCCACUGAUAAUGGCAGAAUUUUCUUGGCUGGAAAGGAUGGCUGUUUAUAUGAAAUAGCAUACCAAGCAGAAGCAGGCUGGUUUAGCCAGAGGUGUAGGAAAAUAAACCACUCAAAGAGUGCACUUUCUUUCCUUGUUCCUUCAUUACUACAGUUCACAUUCUCAGAAGAUGAUCCUAUUGUUCAAAUUGCAAUUGAUAAUUCAAGAAAUAUUUUAUAUACACGAUCGGAAAAAGGAGUAAUACAGGUGUAUGAUUUGGGCCAUGAUGGACAAGGAAUGAACAGAGUUGCCUCAGUGUCACAGAAUUCUAUUGUUUCUGCUGCUGGAAACAUUGCUAGGACCAUAGAUCGUUCUGUUUUUAAACCAAUUGUUCAAAUAGCGGUGAUUGAAAACUCCGAAUCACUGGACUGUCAGUUAUUGGCUGUCACACAUGCAGAUAAUUUUACCCCAUCAUCAGGUGUAAGACUAUAUUUCAGCACUUGUCCGUUCAGACAGCCAUGGGCACGCCCUAAUACAUUGACACUGGUCCACAUUCGCUUACCUCCUGGAUUCUCAGCAUCUUCAACGGUGGAAAAACCUUCAAAAGUACAUAAAGCUCUUUAUAGUAAAGGUAUUCUACUGAUGGCAGCCUCAGAAAAUGAAGAUAAUGACAUUUUGUGGUGUGUCAACCAUGAUACAUUUCCUUUCCAAAAGCCAAUGAUGGAAACCCAGAUGACUACUCGUGUUGAUGGUCAUUCCUGGGCUCUUUCUGCAAUAGAUGAGUUCAAAGUAGAUAAGAUAAUCACACCCUUAAAUAAGGAUCAUAUUCCCAUAACUGACUCACCCGUUGUUGUACAGCAGCACAUGUUGCCUCCAAAGAAGUUUGUUCUCCUCUCAGCACAGGGGAGUCUUAUGUUUCAUAAACUUAGACCUGUAGAUCAACUGAGGCAUCUACUUGUGAGUAAUGUGGGUGGAGAUGGAGAAGAGAUUGAAAGAUUCUUUAAAUUACAUCAGGAAGACCAGGCCUGUGCAACUUGCCUUAUUCUUGCUUGUUCCACUGCUGCCUGUGACCGAGAAGUAUCUGCUUGGGCCACUCGGGCUUUCUUCAGGUAUGGUGGUGAAGCACAGAUGAGAUUUCCAGCCACUCUCCCCACUCCGAGUAAUGUUGGUCCCAUCCUGGGGUCUCCUGUCUACUCUGGUUCUCCUGUUCCUAGUGGUAGUACAUACCUGAAUCCAUCCUUUUUGGGAACACCAUCUCAAGGUGUUCAUCCUCCUGCUAUGUCAACUCCAGUGUGUGCUGUGGGAAAUCCAGCAACUCAGGCCACAAGUAUGAGUUGUAUGGCUGGACCAGAGAUUGUGUACUCUGGGAAACACAAUGGUAUUUGCAUUUACUUUUCUCGAAUCAUGGGAAACAUCUGGGAUGCUAGUUUAGUUGUGGAGAGAGUAUUCAAGAGUGGCAACAGAGAGAUAACUGCAAUUGAAAGUAGUGUUCCCUCCCAGCUGCUGGAGUCAGUGCUACAAGAACUGAAAGGUUUGCAAGAAUUUCUAGACAGAAACUCCCAGUUUACAGGAGGACCAUUAGGAAAUCCAAAUACUACUGCCAAAGUGCAGCAGAGGCUGAUAGGAUUCAUGCGCCCUGAAAAUGGAAAUACCCAGCAAAUGCAACAGGAGCUGCAGAGGAAGUUUCAUGAGGCUCAACUGAGUGAAAAGGUUUCACUUCAGGCAAUCCAGCAGUUGGUUCGAAAAUCAUACCAGGCUCUGGCUUUAUGGAAACUUCUUUGUGAACAUCAGUUCACUGCCAUUGUAGGAGAACUUCAGAAGGAAUUUCAAGAACAGUUGAAAAUCACCACCUUUAAAGAUAUGGUAAUCAGGGACAAGGAACUGACCGGGGCAUUAAUUGCUUCUCUAAUCAACUGCUACAUCAGAGAUAAUGCUGCUGUUGAUGGCAUUAGUUUACACUUACAGGACAUCUGCCCACUUCUGUAUAGCACUGAUGAUGCAGUUUGUUCUAAGGCAAAUGAGCUUCUCCAGCGUUCCCGACAAGUUCAAAAUAAGAUUGAAAAGGAAAGAAUGUUAAGGGAAUCAUUAAAGGAGUAUCAAAAAAUCAGCAAUCAAGUGGACCUGUCCAGUAUUUGUGCUCAGUAUAGACAAGUGCGUUUUUAUGAGGGUGUAGUGGAGCUCUCUCUUACUGCUGCAGAGAAAAAAGAUCCUCAGGGUCUUGGACUUCAUUUCUAUAAACAUGGAGAACCAGAAGAAGACAUCGUGGGACUUCAGGCUUUCCAAGAAAGAUUAAACAGUUACAAGUGUAUUACAGAUACACUUCAAGAACUGGUAAAUCAAAGUAAGGCUGCUCCUCAGUCUCCCAGCGUCCCCAAAAAACCCGGACCUCCAGUGUUGUCAUCUGAUCCCAAUAUGCUGAGUAAUGAAGAAGCAGGCCAUCAUUUUGAACAAAUGCUUAAAUUGUCUCAAAGAUCCAAAGAUGAACUCUUUAGUAUUGCCCUUUAUAAUUGGCUAAUACAAGCUGACCUUGCAGAUAAACUGCUACAGGUUGCUUCUCCAUUUCUGGAGCCACAUCUAGUCCGAAUGGCCAAAGUUGAUCAAAACAAAGUUCGUUACAUGGAUUUACUCUGGAGGUAUUAUGAGAAGAACAGAAGUUUUAGCAAUGCUGCUCGUGUCCUAUCCAAAUUGGCAGACAUGCAUAGCACAGAAAUUUCACUUCAGCAGCGACUAGAGUACAUUGCUCGUGCCAUUCUUAGUGCCAAAAGUUCCACUGCCAUUUCAUCAAUAGCUGCAGAUGGUGAAUUCCUUCAUGAAUUAGAAGAAAAAAUGGAAGUUGCUAGGAUCCAACUUCAGAUACAAGAGACACUACAAAGGCAAUAUUCCCAUCAUUCUUCUGUACAGGAUGCAAUUUCUCAGCUGGACUCUGAGCUAAUGGACAUAACUAAGCUUUAUGGGGAAUUUGCUGACCCAUUUAAACUUGCAGAAUGUAAACUUGCAAUAAUUCAUUGUGCUGGUUAUUCAGACCCUAUACUGGUGCAGACACUUUGGCAAGAUAUCAUAGAGAAAGAACUGAAUGAAAGUGUGACGUUGAGCUCCCCAGACAGGAUGCAUGCUCUUAGUCUCAAGAUUGUCCUCCUUGGCAAGAUGUAUGCCGGCACACCUCGUUUCUUUCCUCUAGAUUUUAUUGUGCAGUUCUUAGAGCAGCAAGUUUGCACUUUGAACUGGGAUGUGGGUUUUGUGAUACAGACAAUGAAUGAAAUUGGAGUGCCAUUACCUAGACUACUGGAAGUAUAUGAUCACUUGUUCAAGUCACGGGAUCCUUUCUGGAACAGAAUGAAGAAGCCACUGCACCUUUUGGAUUGUAUACAUGUACUAUUGACAAGAUAUGUUGAAAAUCCUAGCCAAGUUUUAAAUUGUGAGAGGAGAAGAUUCACAAAUCUCUGCCUGGAUGCUGUUUGUGGUUAUCUGGUUGAGCUCCAGUCUAUGAGCUCCUCAGUAGCAGUACAGGCUAUCACUGGGAAUUUUAAAUCUCUUCAGGCUAAACUAGAACGGCUUCAUUAAUUAUUGUAAUGUAUUUUCAUCCAUGUGUUUUGAUCUGUAAAAUAAAAGCUCAGCUGGGUCCAGAUUUCAGGUGCUAUAAAU